This is a messenger RNA of Drosophila busckii, 1140 nucleotides long. It is a transcript of the gene mRpL28, whose product is annotated as 39S ribosomal protein L28, mitochondrial. Gene Ontology annotation, cellular component: mitochondrial large ribosomal subunit. Gene Ontology annotation, molecular function: structural constituent of ribosome. The transcript has 3 exons. The record is from RefSeq and is a predicted model, not a curated record. Bases 135 to 1052 code for a protein of 305 amino acids. NCBI's taxonomy places the organism in Eukaryota, Metazoa, Arthropoda, Insecta, Diptera, Drosophilidae.
ACAAGAGCCAAGAGAAACAGAGUUUGCCAAAACAAUAAUAUUCGAAAAAGCGACAAAACGAGAGACAAAAUUAAUUGUUAGUUGUUUAUAUGUUACAGCUACCAGUGUUACAGUAAAUAUUUAAAGUAUGGCCCAUGCCACAGCGCAGGCUCAUGUGUUUAAUUUGGCAGGGCGCAAGUCUGUUGAAUGGCUUCAAACGUCCUGGACGUUUUGAUAAGGGACUUGGUGCCCAGUUGCCGGAUGCGUACAAGAAAUUCUGGCGCGAAUGGAAACUGACAAAGCCAGCUGCUGUUCACUACAUACCCAAGGAGAGCGAGUGGGAGCGCGACGAGGUUACGCAUGCCAUCAAACCGGUUCAAAAUAUGCCACUGCCCUUAAUUGAUACACCGGAAUCGCAUCAAGGUAUUUGGGGCGGCGAGGCAGUCAUCAAGGGCUUUCAAAAGCGUCACCAAACAAAGAGACGCGUGCCGCAUUUUUGGGUCCCAACGCUGCGACGCUCGGUGGUGCACAGUCAGGUGCUGAAUGAGUACAUGUCAGUGGUAGUGACUGAGCGCACGCUGGAGCAGAUACACGAAUGCCAUGGCUUUGAUCACUAUCUGCUCAAGAAUAUGGCGUGCGAUUUGCGCUCAGCACUAGCGUUAAAGCUAAAGCGUGAGGUGCUAAAGGCACUGCAGCAGGGCUGUCCGGCAUGGGCAGCUGAGCCAAAGCAGCAGGAGGAGGUGCUUAAGGAAUACAAUAAGUACUUAGCAUCGUAUACGCCGGAGGAGAUCGAUUGGUAUGGUCACACGUUUCCUGAAGCCAUACGUAAGCUGAGAAAUGAAAUACAAGCGGCAGAGAAAGUAUUGCCCCACAAAUUGGAGUUCCGCAGCAAGUUAAUUGAAUCAUUGAGAGAGGCGGGUAUUAAAGAAGCUGGAAAACUUGAUUCAAAAGAGGCGCUACCUAAUGUGGAGCACAAGGAUGCGGACAUCGAAGCGUUGACAAAGCUUGAAAGCACGACCUCAUCUUCAAGCUGGCUGUCCAAAAUGAAUCCAUUUGGUAAAAAGGAAACGUAGACUUAACCACACAAGUCCAGAAGUUCAUGUUUCUAUGUUAAAUUUUGCAUAAAUAAAACAGAAUUGAAUUAAUUUGUUUGUCAAAAAA